Molecule: messenger RNA, 4029 nt
Organism: Onthophagus taurus
Lineage: Eukaryota; Metazoa; Arthropoda; Insecta; Coleoptera; Scarabaeidae
Source: RefSeq, a predicted model, not a curated record
UUAUUCGUCAACUUUAAGUUAUAUUUCGAGUAUAAAAAGUCAAGUGGCUAGUGGAUUUUAAAAGAUAAAAUGAAAAUAAUUCACGCGGAUGAUAAAAAGUAAUGUCAAUCGUUGGUCAUUAUCUUGAAAUGUUGAGGAGAUCGAAUGCUGUCGACGGAGACUCACAAAUUCCAAUUCCGAUCGUUAACAUCAUUCCGAAUGUUGAAGAGCCGGAAAAAAAGUUGGAUAACGUCGAGAAAAUUAAUAUACCUCAAAGUGAAAAUGAUUUGAAUGGACCAACAGCUUUGGAGAGACUUCGAAAAUCGUUAAGGCGUCUAAAAAUAUGUAACAGGUUAACCUCUUUACCGGGACACGUGUGGGAAUUGCAAAAUAUGCUGCCAUCUGAAGGUCUGAGGCGAAAAUCGCAGCCGGCCAACAAACCGGAUGGGGAAGUUGGUGGUGGAGGCGCCGGGGUUUGUUUGAUGACGGAGAGUCCUUUUCGAAUUUUAAGGGCCGCUGAAAGUGGAAAUUUAGAUAUGUUUAAACGGUUGUAUUUCGCCGAUCAAGAAAGGUUGGCCAUUAAAGACAGUAGAGGAAGAACGGCCGUUCAUCAAGCUGCAGUACGGAAUAGGACUAAUAUUUUAGAAUUUAUUUUGUCACAAGGAGCAGAUUUUAAUCCUCAAGAUAACGCCGGAAAUACACCAUUGCACGUAGCAGUAGAAAACGGUUCUUUAGAUGCAGUCGAUUAUCUCCUACAAAUUGGCGUUAAAACCGACAUUUUAAACGAGAAAAAGCAAGCGCCCGUUCAUCUCGCCACCGAAUUGGAUAAAGUCACUGUACUCCAAGUCAUGAGUAAACACAAGAGUAAAAUAGACAUUCAACAAGGUGGGGAACACGGAAGGACCGCCUUACACAUCGCAGCUAUUUACGAUCAUGAAGAGUGUGCGAGAAUUUUGAUAACGGAAUUUGGUGCAUGUCCUCGAAAACCUUGCAAUAACGGUUAUUAUCCAAUUCAUGAAGCAGCAAAAAAUGCCUCAUCAAAAACGUUGGAAGUCUUUUUACAAUGGGGUGAAGCGCGCGGGUGUUCCCGUGAGGAAAUGAUCUCAUUUUAUGACGCCGAAGGAAACGUACCGUUACAUUCUGCAGUUCACGGAGGUGACAUCAAGGCCGUCGAGCUUUGCCUAAAAUCCGGUGCAAAAAUAUCCACCCAACAACACGAUUUAUCGACUCCCGUUCAUUUGGCUUGUUCCCAAGGGGCCACAGAAAUCAUAAAAUUAAUGUUCAAAAUGCAGCCGGAAGAAAAAGUAACGUGCUUAGCGUCGCAGGAUGCCCAAAAAAUGACACCUUUACAUUGCGCGGCAAUGUUUGAUCACCCCGAAAUUGUGGAAUGCUUAAUUUUAGAGGGUGCCGAAAUUAAUGUUGUAGAUAAAGAGAAGAGAUCGCCUUUGUUGUUGGCAGCUUCGAGAUCCGGGUGGAGAACUGUACACGCAUUAAUUCGUUUAGGGGCGGAUAUUAAUGUUAAAGAUGUUAAUAGGAGGAAUGUUUUGCAUUUGGUUGUUAUGAAUGGGGGGAGAUUAGAGGAAUUUGGGGAUGAAGUUAGUAAGGCGAAAGAUCAAUCAAGUUUGUUACAACUAUUGAACGAAAAGGACAUCUCGGGAUGUUCACCACUUCAUUACGCCAGCAGGGAAGGUCACAUUAGAAGUAUUGAGAAUUUGAUCCGUUUGGGAGCUUGUAUAAACUUAAAGAACAACAAUAAUGAGAGUCCUUUACACUUUGCGGCCAGAUAUGGAAGAUAUAACACGGUAAGACAACUUUUAGAUUCCGAAAAAGGAACUUUUAUAAUAAACGAAAGCGACGGUGAGGGAUUAACUCCGCUUCACAUAGCUUCGCAACAGGGACACACAAGAGUCGUUCAGCUUCUUUUAAAUCGAGGAGCUCUAUUACACCGAGACCACAACGGAAGGAAUCCUUUGCAUUGGGCUGCCAUGAACGGUUAUACGCAAACGAUCGAACUUUUAUUAUCGGUUCAUUCCCAUUUGCUCGAUCAAACCGAUAAAGACGGGAAUACCGCUUUACAUUCGGCUACAAUGGAAAAUAAACCAAACGCGAUCGCUUUACUUUUAAGCAUGAAUUGUAAAUUGCUUUAUAAUAACUUGGAGAUGAGUGCGAUUGAUUAUGCAAUUUAUUAUAAAUAUCCCGAUGCUGCUUUAGCGAUGGUUACUCACGAGGAUAGAGCUCAAGAAAUAAUGAUGUUAAAAUCGCAUAAACAUCCUUGUGUUACGUUAGCUUUAAUCGCUUCAAUGCCGAGAGUUUUUGAAGCUGUUCAAGAUAAAUGUAUUACGAAAGCUAAUUGUAAAAAGGAUUCAAAAUCGUUUUAUAUUAAAUAUAGUUUUUCUUGUUUACAAUGUCCACAAUUUUACGCCGAUAUGGAUGGAAAAACGGGAGAGGCUUUAAAUAUCUCAACGCCGAUUCCUUUACCCGCUUUAAACGCGAUGGUCAGUCAUGGAAGAGUCGAACUCUUAGCUCACCCUCUAAGCCAAAAGUAUCUUCAAAUGAAAUGGAAUUCGUAUGGGAAAUAUUUCCACGUCGCGAACGUUUUAUUUUACACGUUUUUUCUUGGAUUUGUUACAUACUUUGCUUCUUUUGAAAUGAUGAACAAACAAGUGUGUCAUGUUCCUAUUAAGAAUUCUUCGAAUCAAAGUUAUGAAUUAACAACUACUAUGCCCGAUGAAAAUUAUAACGACGAAGAAGACAACGCUAUAAACUCAACUUUCACCCCAAUGAUGUAUAUAAGUGCUUUAGCAAUUUUAACGUACAUAGGAAUCAAUUCGAUUCGCGAAUUCAUCCAAAUUUACCAACAAAAAUACUUCUACUUCUUAGACCCAAUCAAUCUUAUUUCUUGGUUACUUUACAGCUCGGUUAUUGUAAUGAUCUUUUUCUCGGGAAAAUCAAGCUGCACAAUACAGUUCUCCUCGGCUUCGUUAGCCGUAUUUCUUUGUUGGUUUAAUCUAUUAUUACUUCUCCAAAGAUUCGAUCAAGUUGGAAUUUACGUCGUAAUGUUCUUAGAAAUCUUACAAACGUUAAUAAAAGUUUUGAUGGUUUUUUCGAUUUUAAUCAUCGCUUUUGGGCUAGCUUUUUACAUCUUGUUAUCGAAGGCGAAUCACGAAUCGUUCGGGACGAUGUCUUUAUCGAUGGUUAGAACGUUUUCGAUGAUGUUGGGCGAAAUCGAUUUUGUUGGAACUUACGUUCAUCCUUAUACAAAACCAAAAAUCGAAGGAAAAGAGUUACCUUAUCCGAUGCCGACGCUUUUUAUUUUUAUUAUUUUUAUGGUGUUGAUGCCGAUUUUGUUAAUGAAUUUACUAAUUGGUUUGGCCGUUGGAGAUAUUGAAUCCGUUCGAAGAAAUGCUCAAUUAAAAAGAUUAGCUAUGCAGGUGAUUUUACACAGUGAAUUAGAACGAAAAUUACCAAGAUUUUUAUUGGAGAAGGUCGAUAAGUGCGAAAUAAUCGAGUACCCAAACGACAUCAAAUGCAAAUUGGGAAUUUUAGAUUCGAUUUUAAGAAAAUGGUUUGGAAAUCCUUUCUCAGACGAUGGAAAAGCGAAAAGGCACGGCACCUAUUUCAGGCCGAGGUGGCGCACUGCUGGUUUGGAUAUGGUUAUUGAAAGUGGCGAAGACUACGUAAUCGGAGAAAUAGAAAAAACCAAAAAGAAAUUAAAAGAUAUCACUUCAAUUUUAGAGACGCAACAACAAUUUUUAAGGCUAAUAGUUCAAAAAAUGGAAAUUAAAACGGAAGCUGAUGAUGUCGAUGAGGGUGUUUCACCGAACGAUUUAAACCCGCUACAAGGAAACUCGAAUAAAUGGCAAUCGCCGAGGAUAAGGAAAAAAUUAAGAUCUGCGAUGAGUUUUACGAGUAAAAAUUAACUUUCGUUUUAUGUUGAAUAGAUAAGUUUUUCUAAAAAUUUUUCACAAAAACUAAACUAACCUCAAAAAAAGAUCUUUUAAAUGUUUUAAUGCUUACGUGUAAAAGUAGAUGAUUUUUGUCUAAAAUAAA